Emericellopsis cladophorae is the source of this 2634-nucleotide messenger RNA. Its product is annotated as Chitin synthase regulatory factor-like protein. Gene Ontology annotation, molecular function: protein binding. The transcript has 4 exons. Lineage: Eukaryota; Fungi; Ascomycota; Sordariomycetes; Hypocreales; Bionectriaceae. The record is from RefSeq and is a predicted model, not a curated record. The coding region runs from base 1 to 2634 and encodes 877 amino acids.
AUGGAGGAUAUGGGGUUGAUCCCUACGGCGGCAGGCCACCUCCGCGACGAGAAGGUCACCGGGGACCUCCAGCACCACAGCAGCAGCAGUAUGGAGCACCGCAGCAAUACGAUGGCUACGACGAUGGCUACGGUUAUGAAGGUAACGCUGGCGGCUACCCUGGACCGGAUUUUGGGGGCUCCUAUGCCCAACAACCCGACUACGGACGAGGUCAACCACCACCACAACAAUAUCACCAAGAUCCCUAUGCGCCAGCGGCUUCGCGGGGAGCACGAGUGCCAGAUGGCAGAGGCGGGCAGUAUCCUCCCAGAGGAAGAGGAGGCCCAGCCCCCAGUCGUGGCGGGCGUCCACCGGUGCCUCGUGGGCCACCAGGCCCAGGCGCUCGCCGUGGUCACGAGCCGCCCAUCAAUACCCGAGGUGCCGACUACGGAGACCCCUACGGCCGCAGACCCGAUAUGGAGCAGCAAAUGGCAGCCCAGAUCGGCGAGAGCCAAAGAAGCCAAGGUAGCUACGGGCGAGGCCAAGACCCUCGCGGUCAGUCGUUCGAAGGGCGGAGAGGACCGCCUGUUGCACCUGAACAAAAUGGCUACCCGGGAUACGAUGAUGGGCACGGUAGACGACCGCCGCCUCAGAGGCCUGGGCAUGAGUUCGCCCCUCCUGCGCGAAAUGUAUCCGCAGGACAGUCAAGGGUACGACUACAACACAUACAGUGGAGGCGGGGGGUAUGACGGUAACCAAGGAUACGCACAGCAGCCUUCCAGGGCCUCCUUUGGUGAUGCCCAUGAUGAGUACCAGUGCAAUGGCGGGCAGCAGGGGUACCAGGCCUAUGGAGCUCACGCAAAGGGACCAAGUGCGUCCAGUCUUCCGAAUUUUGAAAUGAUCCCACCGGCAAGUCGAGGUUCGUUUGAGCAAACCAUGAGGCCGGGACCUGGGCCUAUGCGACCAGUCCCUGAGAAUAUACGCCCUGGCCCCGAGAUACCACAGCCGGGCGCCCAUCAGACAGCCAAACUCAACCACGCAAAGUCCCAGCCUGACCUGCGUCAACCACAAACGGCCAUCUUCGAGAUGGCUGGCGACAUCCCUUCGGUGCCUCCAAUACCACCUACAAAUUCGCUGCCACCACAAGUACAGCCAUCUCAAGGCUACGGUGCUGCUCCAAUGGCGCAUGAGCGGAUGCCUCAACGGGGCCCGAGUGCACCUCCCGGACCAGUGAAUAUGCCAGCACCGAAGCAGAUGGGUCCAUCGCCAGCCAGGUCAGAGCCUCCAAUCCCUCCGCCUGCAAGCCAGAAUCCAGACGCUCUGCCAUCGCAUCCUACGCCAGUCCGAGCUGGGCUCAUGGCGAAUUCCAUGGUAUCAUUGAAUGAGAAACCGCCUCCUGUGCGAAACUACGGUGGUGUGCCGCAGUCGCAGCCUCAGCUUCAGCAGCGGCCGCAGCCUCAACAGGAGCAGAGGCAACCCCAGCCCCCCGUGGCUUCAAGCACGAGACCCGUUGAGCUACCUGUGACGCCACAGGAGCUCGAGCAUCUCCGUAUGGUAAUCAAGAACAAUCCCAACGAUCAAGCCUCCGCUCUUCGCUUGGCCAAGAAACUGAUCGAGGCGGCCGAUGUACUCCUGCCGAACGUGCCAGACCCAAAGGCUAGGGGCAGGGCCCGCGAGCGUUACGUUAUGGACGCGCACAAGAUCCUAAAGAAGCUGUCUAAUGCACAGAACGUGGACGCCAUGUUCACAAUGGCGGACGCCUACGGGCGAGGCCUGUUUGGAGGCGACUCCGACGCCAAGGAAGCAUUCACACUAUACCAAUCAGCAGCCAAGCUGGGUCAUGCCUCGGCCGCAUACCGUACAGCGGUAUGCUGUGAGAUUGGUCACGAGGAAGGCGGCGGUACACGGAAGGACCCUAUGAAGGCCGUCCAGUGGUACAAGCGCGCCGCCUCACUGGGCGACACUCCUGCGAUGUACAAGGUUGGGAUGAUCCAGCUCAAGGGACUGUUGGGUCAGCCUAGGAACCCGCGGGAGGCGGUGGGCUGGUUGAAGCGCGCGGCCGAGCGCGCUGACUCGGAGAAUCCCCACGCCCUGCACGAGCUGGGUCUCCUGUAUGAAUCGGCUCGGCCCAAUGAUACCAUCAUCCGAGACGAGCGAUACGCAGCCAGCCUCUUUCAGCAAGCAGCCGACCUGGGAUACAAGUUCUCACAGUUCCGACUCGGGCAGGCGUACGAGUAUGGAUCAAUGGGGUUCCCGGUCGAUGCGCGCAUGUCUAUCAUGUGGUACUCCAAGGCGGCGCAGCGGGAGGAGCACCAGGCUGAGCUUGCUCUCAGUGGCUGGUACCUCACGGGCAGCGAUGGCGUUCUCAAACAGAGCGAUCAGGAGGCCUACCUUUGGGCGCGCAAGGCGGCCGUCGCGGGCUUGGCCAAGGCAGAGUAUGCUAUGGGCUACUUUACCGAGGUGGGCAUUGGCGUUCCUGCGAACCUGGAGGACGCUAAGCGCUGGUACUGGCGAGCGGCUGCCCAGGACUUCCCCAAAGCCCGCGAGCGGCUCGAAGAUCUAAAGCGUGGCGGCAACAGAGCAGGCCCUCGACGAGAGCAGAUCUCUCGAAGUCGGAUUGAGAAACAUGGGGAGGGUGAAUGUAGCAUCAUGUGA